ACAAUGGUGACAAGCCGUUGCCCAGAGCUGUGCCCUGCUAAAGUGACUCAGGGCAGGCGGCAUCCUGCGGCCUGAGAGCACUGUGUUUCCACGCCCACGAAAGGGCACCGACUCGAGGGCGCCGGGUCUCCGCGGGAUCCGAGGGUCCGAUCUCCGAGCCCGCGGGGAGGGGGCCGGGCACUGAGCCCUGGGAGGGUUCCAGCGGCGACACCGUCGCCGUCCCGCUCGCCCUGCCUAAUCAAUACCUCCGUCCUCGGGGCCGUGACCCUGAUUCCGGGGAGGAAUCGCAGGCGGGAGGGACGAGGCUGCGGCGCAGACGGCAGGCACACGCGCCGAGGAACAUGUCUCCGAGCCGCGCGCGCCUCUGGGUGCUGCUGGCCCUGGGCGCCGGCCUGGCGGGCUGGGGCGUCCGCGCGGGCCCGGCGGGGGUGCUCCGGGAGUUCUACGUGGCCGCGCAGAGCGUCACCUGGACCUACCGGCCCGAGCCCUCAGAUCCCAGUUUGAAUCCUUUUUCACCUUCCUUUAAGAAAAUUGUCUACAGAGAGUAUGAACCACAUUUUAAGAAAGAAAAACCACGACCUAGCAUUUCAGGACUUCUUGGGCCUACUUUAUAUGCUGAAGUUGGAGACAUCAUGAAAGUUCACUUUAAGAAUAAGGCAGACAAGCCCGUAAGCAUCCAUCCUCAAGGAAUUAAGUACAGUAAAUUCUCAGAAGGUGCUUCUUACUUGGACCAUACAUCCCCUGCAGAGAGAAUGGAUGAUGCGGUGGCCCCAGGCCAAGACUACACCUAUGAGUGGGUCAUCAGUGAGGACAGCGGGCCCACACAGGAUGACCCCACAUGCCUCACACAUAUCUAUUACUCUUACAAGAAUCUGACAGAGGACUUCAACUCAGGGCUGAUUGGACCUCUGCUCAUCUGUAAGAAAGGCACCCUCACUGAGGAUGGGACUCAGAAGAUGUUUGACAAACAACAUGUGCUGCUGUUUGCUGUGUUUGAUGAAAGCAAGAGCUGGAAUCCAUCACCAUAUCUAAUGUACACAGUCAAUGGUUAUGUGAAUAAAACAAUGCCAGCUAUCAUAGUCUGUGCCCAUGACCACAUCAGCUGGCAUCUGAUUGGAAUGAGCUCCGGGCCAGAACUGUUCUCCAUUCACUUCAAUGGCCAGGUCCUGGAGCAGAACCAUCAGAAAGUUUCCACUGUCACCUUGGUCAGUGCUACAUCCACUACUGCCAACAUGACUGUGAGCCCAGAGGGAAAGUGGACCAUAUCUUCUCUCAUCCCUAGACAGUUUCAGGCUGGCAUGCAGGCUCACAUUGAUAUUAUAAACUGUCCAAAGAAAACCAGGACUACUAAGAAACUAACCCUUGAACAGAGGCGGUACAUCAAGAGGUGGGAAUACUUCAUUGCUGCAGAAGAAAUCAUGUGGGAUUAUGCACCUAUAAUACCAGCAACUAUGGACAAAAUAUACAAAUCUCUGCACUUGGAUAAUUUCUCAAACCAAAUUGGAAAACACUAUAAGAAAGUUGUUUACAGACAAUACAAAGAUGAAAACUUCACCAAACGCAUGGACAAUCGCAAUAUUAAUCCACAUGGGAUUUUGGGCCCUAUUAUCAGAGCCCAGGUCAGAGACACACUCAAGAUUGUGUUCAAAAAUAUGGCCAGUCGCCCCUAUAGCAUUUACCCUCAAGGAGUGACCUUCUCUCCUUAUGAAGAUGAAGUCAACUCUUCUUCCACCUCAGGCAAUCACACCAUGAUCCGAGCAGUUCAGCCUGGGGAAAUUUAUACUUAUAAAUGGAACAUCCUUGAGUCUGAUGAACCUACAGACAAUGAUGCCCAGUGCUUAACAAGACCUUACUACAGUGAUGUAGAUGUCACCAGGGACAUUGCCUCUGGCCUGAUAGGGCUUCUUCUAAUUUGUAAGAGCAGAUCCUUGGAUAUGCGAGGCAUACAGAGGGCAGCGGACAUCGAGCAGCUGGCUGUGUUUGCUGUGUUUGAUGAGAACAAGAGCUGGUACAUCGAGGACAAUAUCAACAAGUUCUGUGAAAAUCCUGAAAGGGUGAAACGGGAUGACCCCAAGUUUUAUCAAUCAAACAUAAUGAGCACUAUCAAUGGCUUUGUGCCCGAGAGUAUCAUUACUCUAGGGUUCUGCUUUGAUGAUACUGUCCAGUGGCAUUUCUGCAGUGUGGGGACCCAGGAUGAUAUCUUGACCAUUCACUUCACUGGACAUUCAUUUAUCUAUGGAAAGAGGCACGAGGACACCUUGACCCUCUUCCCCAUGCGUGGAGAGUCUGUAACCGUCACAAUGGACAAUGUCGGAACUUGGAUGUUGACUACUAUGAAUUCCAGUCCAAGAAACAAAAACCUCCGGCUGAGAUUCAGGGAUGUUAAAUGUAUCCGGGAUGAUGAUGAAGACUCGUAUGAGAUUUAUGAACCUCUAGCAUUGCCACCCAUGGAUGUACGGAAAAUGCAGUCUCCUUCAGAAAAUGAACAUGAGGAGACUGGUCCAGAUGAUGAUUACCAGGAUAGCCUGGCUUCAUCAUUAGGAAUUAGAUCAUUCAGAAAUUUAACCCUUAAUCAAAAUGAAGAUGAAUUCAAUCUUACUGCCCUUGCUCUGGAGAACAGCUCUGAGCUCAUUUCUCCAAGUACAGGUGUAGUUACAGGCUCCAAUUCUUCCUCAAGAACCACUGUGAAUAACUUCACAGAACCUCAGAAAACCCUUUCUCAUGCAGAAGCUUCCAUAGCUGGUCACCUCCUGGAACACCUCAGUGGCUUAGACAAGAACCCAGUUGUCAGCUCUUCCACAGAAGAGUAUUCCAACCCAUAUUUUGAAGACCAGAUAGAAGAUCCUCUACAGUCAGAUGUCACAGAGAUAAGCCUACUAGAUGCAAGAGGAUUCAGAGAUGGAGAACAUGCUAAACACAAAGAAUUCAGGUCAGAAAGAAACCAAUUAACAAAGCACAGGUUUUCCUGGAUGAAAUUACCAGCCCAUAAAACUGAGAGACAUUCAAAUCAAGACAAUACCUCUUCAAUAAUGGGAACCUGGGAGGAUCUUCCCAGUGAUCUGUUACUCUUAAAACAAAAGAAUCCAUCAAAGAUUUUGGAUGGGCAAUGGCAUGUGGUUUCUGAAAAAGGCAGCUAUGAAAUAAUCCAAGACAAUGAUGAAGACAAGGCUGUUAAUGAGCUGCUGAAUAGCCCCCAGAAUGUCUCCAGGAUUCAGAAAGAAAGCAUUCCACCUGAAAACAAGCCAGGAAAGCAGAGUGACCCCCCAAAAUAUUCUGCAGUUAGACAUAAAUCUCUACAAGUAAGACAGGAUACAGAAAAUAGUGAAUUGAGGAAAAGGCCACUUUUCAUCAGAACACGGAAAAAGAAAAAGGAACCAAAGCUUACACACCGUAUUCCUCUCUCCCCGAUGGGCAUUCACCCCCUCAAAGGACUACGCUACACCACAUUUUCAGACAGGAAACUUAACCGUUCAUUGUUACUCCAUAAGUCCAAUGAAACAUCUCUUCCCAUAGACCUCAAUCAAACACACCCCUCUGUCAAUCUUGUUCAAACAGGCUCACUUCCUGACCAUAAUCUGAGCCCACCAAACAACACUGGUCCAACAAGCUACUCUCCAGAUCUUUAUCAGACAGUGCCCCCAGAGGAACACGAUCAAACAUCUCUUAUUCAAGACCGUGAUCAAAUGCACUCCACUACAGACCCCAGUCACAGGUCCUUUCCUCCAGAGCCCAGCCAAAUGCUCAGCGCUGACUUAAGCCACGAGUUAUACCCUCUUGACAUUGGCCAAUUAUCCCAUGCCCGGGAACGUGAAGAUUGGCAGAUAACUAUGUCUUCAGGGCUCAGUCAAACAUCCUCUUCUUCAAGUCAAUCUCAGAUGACCCUCCCCUCAGACCUCAGCCAGAUGGCCAUCUCCCCAGACAUCGGCCAGAUGCCCCUUUCCCCAAACCUCAGUCAGAAGACCCCCUCCCCAGACCUCAGCCAGAUGCCUCUAUCCCCAGAACUUGGUGAGACCGACCUUUCUUCAGAACUCAGGCAGAUGACCUCCUCCUCAAACUUCAGCCAGAUCCCUCUAUCCCCAGAAUUUGGUGAGACCAGCCCUUCCACAGACCUCAGUCAGACAACCCCGUCCCCAGACCUCAGCCAGAUGCCCCUCUCUCCAGAACUUGGUGAGGCCAACCUUUCUCCCAACCUCAGUCAGAUGGCUCCUUCCCCAGACCUCAGUCAGAUGCCUCUAUCCCCAGAACUUGAUGAGACCGACCUUUCAGAACUCAGUCAGAUGACCUCCUCCCCAGACCUCAGCCAGAUGCCGCUCUCUCCAGAAUUUGGUGAGGCCAGCCUUUCUCCCAACCUCGUUCAGAUGACCCCUUCCCCAGACCUAAGCCAGAUGCCUCUAUCCCCAGAACUUGGUGAGACCAAACUCCCCCGCAAUCUCAGUCAGAUGACCUCCUCUCAAGAUCUCAACCAGAUACCUCAUUCCCCUGGCCUCAGCCAGGUAACUCUUUCUCCAGACAUUACUGAGACAACUCUUCCACCAAAUUCCAGGCAAAAAUUACAUCCUUCAGACCUUGAUCAGAUAUCUUACCCUUCUGAGUCUAGCCAGUUAUUGCCUCUUUCAGAAUUUAAUCUGACUUCUCCUUAUCCAGACCUUGGUCACAUGCCGCCGUCUCCUCUCCCAUCUCCUACCCUCAAUGACACUUUUAUAUCAAAUGAAUUAAACCCACCAGUUGUAGUGGGCCUCAGUGGGGAUGAUGGAGAAUACAUUGAGUUUAUUCCACAGCCAGUCCAAAUCACUGAAGAAAAAGACUAUGCUGAAAUUGAUUAUGUAAACUAUGAUGACCCCUACCAAACUGAUAGGAGGACAGACAUCAACUCUUCAAGAAAUCCCGAUGAUAUUGCAGCAUGGUACCUCCGCAGCAACAAGGGAAACAGAAAGUAUUAUUACAUUGCUGCUGAAGAAAUAUCCUGGGAUUAUGCAGAAUUUGCACAAAGUGAAACGGACAAUGAAGACAGCGAUGACAUUAAAAAAGACACCACAUACAAGAAAGUCGUUUUCCGAAAGUACCUGGAUAGCACUUUUACCAAACGUGACCCUCAGGGUGAAUAUGAAGAGCAUCUUGGCAUUCUCGGUCCUAUUAUUAGAGCUGAAGUAGAUGAUGUCAUCCAAGUUCGCUUUAAAAAUUUAGCGUCUAGACCAUAUUCUCUUCAUGCCCAUGGACUGGCCUAUGAGAAAUCGUCAGAAGGAAAGACUUAUGAAGAUGAUUCUCCUGAGUGGUUUCAGGAUGACAAUGCUGUCCAGCCCAAUAGCAGUUAUACGUAUGUAUGGCACGCCACCGAUCGGUCAGGGCCAGAGAACCCUGGCUCCGCCUGUCGGGCUUGGGCCUACUACUCAGCUGUGAAUCCGGAGAAAGACAUCCACUCCGGCUUGAUAGGGCCCCUUCUGAUCUGCCGAAAAGGAACAUUGCACAAGCAGAGCAACAUACCUGUGGACAUGAGAGAAUUUGUCUUACUCUUUAUGGUCUUUGAUGAGAAAAAGAGCUGGUACUAUGGAAAAUAUAAAAGGGCUUGGAAACUUGAAUCUUCAGAAGUAAAAGACUCCCAUGAGUUCCAUGCCAUUAAUGGGAUGAUCUACAACUUGCCUGGCCUGAGAAUGUACGAGCAAGAGUGGGUGAGGUUACACCUGCUGAACAUGGGCGGCUCCCGAGACAUUCAUGUGGUUCACUUUCACGGCCAGACCUUGCUGGAGAACGGCACUCAACAGCACCAGUUAGGGGUCUGGCCCCUUCUACCUGGUUCAUUUAAAACUCUUGAGAUGAAGGCAUCAAAACCUGGUUGGUGGCUUCUAGACACAGAGGUUGGAGAAAACCAAAGAGCAGGGAUGCAGACACCAUUUCUCAUCAUAGACAAAGAUUGUAAGAUGCCAAUGGGCCUAAGCACUGGUGUUAUAGCUGAUUCACAGAUCAAGGCUUCUGAGCAUCUAAAUUACUGGGAACCCAAACUAGCAAGAUUAAACAAUGGUGGAUCAUAUAAUGCUUGGAGUGUAGAAAAAAGCAAAUUAAAAAUUGCCUCUAAACCUUGGAUCCAGGUGGACAUGCAAAAAGAAGUUGUUAUCACAGGGAUCCAGACCCAGGGUGCCAAACAUUACCUCAAGUCUUGCUACACCACCGAGUUCUAUGUGGCUUACAGCUCUGACCGUACCAACUGGAAGAUCUUCAAGGGAAACAGCACAAAGAAUGUGAUGUAUUUUGAUGGCAACUCAGAUGCCUCUACAAUAAAAGAGAAUCAGUUUGAGCCACCUAUUAUGGCUAGAUAUAUUAGGAUAUCUCCAACAAGAUCCUAUAACAGACCCACACUUCGAAUGGAGCUGCAAGGCUGUGAAGUUAAUGGGUGCUCCACACCACUGGGUAUGGAGAGUGGAAAAAUAGAAAACAAGCAAAUCACAGCCUCCUCAUUUAAAAAAUCCUGGUGGGGAGAUUACUGGGAGCCCUCCCUUGCCCGCCUUAAUGCCCAGGGCCGAGUGAAUGCCUGGCAAGCCAAGGCAAACAACAACCAACAGUGGUUACAAAUUGAUCUGCUCAAAAUCAAGAAGAUCACUGCAAUUGUAACACAGGGCUGCAAGUCUCUAUCCUCUGAAAUGUAUGUGAAGAGCUACACCAUUUACUACAGCAACCAGGGCACGGAGUGGAAACCUUACAGGCAGAAAUCCUUCAUGGUAGACAAGGUUUUUGAAGGAAAUGGCAAUGUCAAAGGACAUGUGAAGAACUUUUUCAAUCCACCAAUCAUUUCCAGGUUUAUCCGCAUCAUUCCUAAAACAUGGACUCAGAAUAUUGCACUUCGCCUGGAACUGUACGGCUGUGAUAUUUACUAGAACUGAAUAUUCAACAAAACAGAAAAGAGUCUUUAAGACCUCAAAGUCUCUAGGGUUGGCAGUGUGUUUUGUGGUUAUUUUAAAUGUUAACAUUUUUCUAUUACUGCCUUUUUUUCUAUUUGAAAUUUUAUUUUAUAUAACAAACUUUUAUAAUGUAACUCACUGAUGCCAUUAAGUGAGAUGGUGGCUACUACUUCUACAAUAAUUUGAAUAUUAGAUGAAAAAUAUCAAGAAGCAGUAAAAAUGGCUUAUUUUUCACAAUGAUUAAAAUGCUAUAUAGAAUAAUAUCCAUGCAGCAUUUAAUACACUUCGUUACACUCUUUUAAAUUCUAUAUACAUUAAUAAAAAAGAUAUUACCUUUGCAAACCA
This is a messenger RNA of Chinchilla lanigera (long-tailed chinchilla), 7235 nucleotides long. RefSeq names its product coagulation factor V (proaccelerin, labile factor) (gene F5). The coding region runs from base 342 to 6866 and encodes 2174 amino acids. Gene Ontology annotation, molecular function: copper ion binding. The transcript is spliced from 25 exons. The record is from RefSeq and is a predicted model, not a curated record. Lineage: Eukaryota; Metazoa; Chordata; Mammalia; Rodentia; Chinchillidae.